AUGCGACCGAGGCUCAGUUCAGCCGACCCAUCAUCCCACCAACACUUCCAGAAUCUCUCCUCUCCCUCCCUCGACGUUCACCACGACUGCACUGCUCAACCUGGAGGGACGGGGCACAUGGACGAUGACCGUCGCAGUGCAGAUGGACAUCCCGACAUUGUGCGCGAUGUCUUUGCUCAUCUUGCCCAGACAGACAUCCUCUUCAAGAAGAUCGCUUCAGCACAGGAUGGAUGCAUAGACGCCUCGGCCCUGGCUGCCAGGCGAAGGCUGCGCAGAUUGGUGGAUUCGACUCGAUCAAGCGGCUUCGCGGACGAUGCAUCAGCUGCGCUCGACGUUGCGCUCGCCAGCCUCACCACAUUGACACGACUGUGCGAUCACAAGUUCGUCGCCUACAGCUACAGCAGCAUUCCGAUCGUCUGGAGGGCAAUUUAUGUGCAUGUACAGCUCCUCAAGGCAUGCUGUACUCUCAUACCUCGAUCCAGCCGCAAUACAGAAGAGGAGUCCAAUCGUCUCCAGCUUUGUAUCCGCGACCUGGAUCUCGCCCUGAUCGUCGCUGGCGCUGCUUCGAUCGGCGAGGAUCAAACCUGCCAUGACCUGAUCUCGGCGCUGCAACAACGUCUCCUCGAUCUGCCAAGGGAAGACCAUACAAUCCCAUCGAGACCUCAAAAUCAAGACGGUGACCCCCCUCUGGCUAAACGCAGGCGGCUCCUCGACUUAGACACGGACAACGUACAGUUCGAGGCGCGCGCACAGGCCGAUUCGAGCAUUCCCGAGUAUUCUUCCGAUCAGGCACCUUCGUUUAUGGACCUGGCCGACCCCCACUCGCUUCAUCGCGCAAAGCCUUUCGUCGUUCGAGCUUUCGCUCAGAAUGCCGGCUGGCCAGCCGUGCAGCCUUCUUGCCAUCGAUCUUGGUCUUCGGCAGAGCACCUCAUUUCGGUGGCAGGUCCAGCAAGAGUAGUCCCCGUCGAGGUAGGUGCCAACUACGCACGCCAAGACUGGGGCCAGGACAUGAUCCUUUGGGACGACUUUCUCAAACACUGCCACUGGGACACGUCUCUGACACCGGAUCCGAAGCGCAGCCCAAGGAACACUUCGAACGCGCAUCUGCCUGUGCUCUACAUGGCCCAGCACGAUCUGGCAAGCCAGUUUCCUGCCCUUUCGCAAGACUUCUACUUGCCAGAAUACGUCUAUACAUCGCCACCGCCACCGCCAGACUGGCCAGACUAUGCACCGCCAGCAACGCCGGACGGCGCCAUCACGAAUGUGUGGAUCGGACCGGCAGGCACCGUGUCUCCCCCGCACUUUGAUCCCUUCUACAACUGUUUUGUGCAGGUGGUAGGCCACAAAGAAGUCUGGGUGGCCCCUCCAAUCUGCCGCCCCAUCAGAACAAGGACUGCGGCGGGCUUACAGACUGCUGAUUCGACCGAAAAAAGCAACGAUGCUGACGCACGCGCCGAGUCUAGCGUCACCGACACACUAAUGUCCAACACAUCCGACGUCGAUGUCUUCGGGACCGACGAAGUAGUUGCCUCCCAAGUGCGCUCCGCCGCGUUCCGCUCGGUGUUCGGGCCGGGAGACCUGCUCUACCUGCCGCCGGGGUGGUGGCAUUCGUUGCGCAGCCUCACCCGAAGCGCGUCUGUCUCGACAUGGUUCUGA
Molecule: messenger RNA, 1656 nt
Organism: Moesziomyces aphidis
Lineage: Eukaryota; Fungi; Basidiomycota; Ustilaginomycetes; Ustilaginales; Ustilaginaceae
Source: the annotation of a GenBank genome assembly